This is a messenger RNA of Beauveria bassiana ARSEF 2860, 3654 nucleotides long. Its product is annotated as inner centromere protein. The coding region runs from base 1 to 3654 and encodes 1217 amino acids. The transcript is spliced from 3 exons. Lineage: Eukaryota; Fungi; Ascomycota; Sordariomycetes; Hypocreales; Cordycipitaceae. The record is from RefSeq and is a predicted model, not a curated record.
AUGGCCGCGAUGCGAGGUCCUCGCCUCCAGGCUGGAUCCGCGCCAUGGAUUGCCGAAGAACGCUCCUCGGCCCUCCAGAUUGUUCAGUCAGAAGUUGAGGAAUUCUCAUUCUCUGCGCGGAACGAAAUGGAAUGGCUUAAUGAACAUAUGGCUGGUAUAUUUGAUGAGAACGAAACCAACUUUGCCGACGCCUUUAAAACACCAGGAAAGCUGCGCGGCAAAACACCGCGUACCAUUCGAACGGUCGCUGUGCCGGGCGACACCCGAGUCCCGCUCUCCGAUGUCUUUACUGCGACACCAAACGGCGCAACCCCCCAGCACACCAACAAACUGCUCUCUCCUAAAGCUAUUAGCCGAGCACCGAAGUUUCUGGCCGCAGGAGCAAAGCUGAUGCCCCAGCCGCAAUCUACGAAAGAUUCGGGAUACUACGGCAGCCAGGAUGUCGAUGCUGCUGCUCCCGUCUUUGGUGAUUUGGAGAGCAGUUCGCAAAAGCGCGUGAUAUCCUACGAUAUAAACAUGGCGAUCAAGCAAAAUCAGUUCCAAGUCCCUCACACCGAUAUGCCGGAGAAUACGCUGCAAAAUUUAAAAGAGGAACAGAAACGUCAAUUUACGAAGCAGCCUGUUUUCUUCGACAUAGAAUCGUCACCGACGCGCCGCAACUUUGCUUCCCAGGCCCCGUCAUCAUCGCCUUUGAAGCACUCGCCUCUUAAAUCCCCCAUCCCUCACUCCGAUAUAACCGACGUGGCUGUUGAAAAUGACGAGCCCGAAUCUCCUUCCGAAGCUUCUAGCCCCAUUCGACAAGUUAUGCGUAAGAGCAGCUUGAAUUUUGCUUCACUUCCUGCGCGAGAACCGCUGGCCGCUGGUAAAAUCGCCGGGAGAGUUUCGCGUGUUAGCCAUCUGGACAAAGCUAGCGCAGGCAGAAGCCUCGGCCAUGCUUCCAAGGAUAACGGCUUAGAAGCCGGCAGCCAGGAUGACAUGGAUAAAGCUGCAGAAGAGGUGCCGGUUCAAUUGACAUUCGAUGAGCCAAUGAAUCACACUCGGACAUACACCCAGCGGCUCCAGGACCAGAUCAAUCAACUGGGCAAAUCCAACAGCAACACUUUGGGACCUACUCACUCUCAUGCCACCAUUUCGUCAGAAAACCAGACUGCUCUGCCGAGUUCACAGUCACACCCGAUUGUGCCAGCUUCUCCGACUCGUAAGCAAAGUAUCAGCAAAGUACUUCAAACGACACCGGGCGCUUUCCCCGAAGAAGAAGAAGAAGAAGAAGACGAUGAUUGGAUCGAGCCCCCGAGCGUGGCACCACCAACGGACACACGCCCUGCAUUCCCUAAGAGCUACUCUGCAGAUGCCAUGGAGGGCAUACAAGGAAAAGGAACAAUCGGCCAGCCGGAAUUUGCGGUCGCAAAAACGCAACACGGCACUCACUUCAAAACUCAUGGCAAGUCUGCAUCCGUGUCAACGCUGCCUAGUAUGACUGAUGCAAAGAGCGACUUGACUCUCACAAAAUUCGCAUCGGAAUCCAAUGGCCUCGAUACUGUGCCAGAAUCUCAAGGUGCGGAGACUCCAUCUGGGUCACCAUCGCGGCUCUUCCGCGACAGCCCACUCAAGCAGAUGAAGAGCAAGCUGUCUUCCAUCUUGAAAGGCUCGAGAAGUCUUUUGGCAAGCAGCGCAGCGAUCAGCGCAGAGGGGAAAUCUUCUUUGCUCUCGUCCUCUACAGUUCAGCUGGGAUUGCAUCCAUCGCCCUCUACUGCCUCAUUAGCUUCCAAGAUGCGGAUUGCUUCCGGCAUAUCGCAGAAUACAGAAGGCUCUUUAAGUCCCACCAAGACCCGUCGCACGCGAGCCUCCGCGGAGCGGGCGCGAGAGGACCAAAAGCGUCGAGAGAAGGAGGCGAGGUUGAUGGCUGAGCAGAUGGACAGAUUGGACAAGGCCCGUGAAAAAGAGCGUGAGAAGGCCCGUGUCUUUAGCAAAGAACAGGAGCGCAUUGCUGCCAUGGAGCAGGAAAUUGCGGCUAAGAAAAAUCAAGAGGAACAAAUGCACGCAAAACAGACGCCUAAGGCUCUCAGCAACUCUCGCGGAGCAAAGCUGUCUGACGACGAACAAAAUACCAUCUCACAAGAUGUAGCUAUGCUUGACGUGCCACAGAUCGCACCGCCAUCGGCUGUUCGAAUGACGAGCACCACACACUCGCUCCGAAAUAGAGAUGUGAAGCGGCCAGUCAAACCAAUCAAGGAAGAUGGGACGACGAAGCAAGCCCCGACAGUCAUUCGCGUCAAACCGGGAUCCCAGCACUCGCAAUUUCAUCAAGCAGGCAGACAGUCGACUAUUCCACAAGAUCCUGCUAGCCUUUCCAACUCCCAGCAUCAACAGAGCGUAAACGCGAGCAAGGCGUCUCUUCACAGCAAGGUAUCAUUGCAAAGCCUGAAGUCGAGCACAAAUGCACGCCCAAGAGCGGCGGAUACGGCUGCCAGGAAGAAGGAGGCAGAAGAGCGAGAGGCUCAAAAGCGUCGCGAUGCAAAGGCUGAAGCAGAGCGCAAGCGUGUUGCUUCUCAAGAGGAGCAGCGCCGCAACGAGCAACAGCGACGGGCUGAAGCAGAGCGCCAGAAGAAAGACAAGGAAUUGGCCGAGGAGCGUAAGACGGCCCAGCGACAGGCAGCCUUGGAUAAGGCAAAGCAAACGAAGGCGCCUCCUCCGGCCGCUCGAUCUCAGCCAAAUGCCCCUCCGGAUUUCACGAUGAGCCAGCAGCAGAAGAUGGAAAGCCAGGGCAACAGACCCCCUUCUCGCAUGAUGGCAGGCGCUCAGCGACAACAAGCCGGGGCAAACUCGAGCAAAGCUGGAACGAAGCGCCUGGUCGGACAUGCAAACAAUGAAGACUCGCAGGAUUCUCGACCACCGACUCGUACGGGACCGGCAUAUCAAGCAAAAGAUGCCAAGAGACGCCGCACUAGCGAGGUCCUGCAAGACAGUGCUGAAAGUGGGAAUAACCCCAGCAAAGGACAUGUUGUACGACCAUCUCCCGGCUUUAAGAAGGAUGUGCCGUCAAAGUUACUUUUCCAAAAUGGCUAUUCGAAUGCACCACCGAGUGCGGUUCAUGAUCUGUUCAAGGCCUCAGUGACGUCGCAUCAGCUUCAAAGCAAGACUGCUCGCCCCGUGGACAUGGCGCAGAUUUCAAAGGGCAACAUUCCCUUUGCGCCAAACGCAGCGGGCCCUGCCUUCAAAACGCCAGCGCGUCCUGGUCCGUAUCUCGCAGGCAAGUCGGCAGCGAAAUCCGUGCCUCGUCCAUCCCCGCAAUUCCAGAACGGAGAAGCAAUUGACUUGCCUGAGAUCCAGACUGAUGACGAAGACGAGGAGGAUGAUCCUGGUAUCAACAACAUCGCUGGCUGGGCCGCAUCCCCUGACCUCCGAGCGGCUCUGAUGCGGCAGGAAACAAUGGACCCUUCGCAAAUCUUCGGUCCACCAGCACCACUAAACAUGGAAGAAGUCUUCAGCAAGAGCAAGGACAGGUGGCCCAAGUUCCGCGCCAGAACUUCAAGCGCCAAUUGGAGUGGACCGGACGGAUUGACUGAAGACGACAUCCGCAAGGACAUGGCGGCAAGAGAGAAGCUGAGGCGUGAAGGGGGUUGGUCGUAUGAAAUGAGUAAGGAUGUCUUGUAA